Setaria italica (foxtail millet) is the source of this 668-nucleotide messenger RNA. RefSeq lists its product as uncharacterized. Bases 116 to 373 code for a protein of 85 amino acids. The record is from RefSeq and is a predicted model, not a curated record. Lineage: Eukaryota; Viridiplantae; Streptophyta; Magnoliopsida; Poales; Poaceae. The transcript has 3 exons.
GAACAAUCCGAACCCAGCAAAGCUGCUCGUCUCUUAGCUCCGAGAACACCACUUCGUGCGAACUAGCCGCUCAGCUAUCGGGAAUCAAGAUUACAGGAAGCAGAGUUGCAAUCCGAUGAGAGGACCAGCAAAGUUUCUGGUGCAGAAUGCAAUUAGGCACAUCAAACCUGUCAAUGGACGAGCGAGUAUGCCAACAGUGACUACUCAGAAGCAUGGGAAGGAGAAUACGUCCAGUGAAUCUGCCAUCACCAAAGAUGAAAACGUUGAGCCCCUGGUUGCCUUUAGCAGGCCGCCCCCUUUGCCGCCAGUUCUUGGUCCCCUGUUCGUGCUCUCGUUUUUCGAAAUGUCAUCUGGUGAUGAAGACAACAAAUGAGUCAGGCUCAGCGCCUAUACAAGCUGCUUCGGCUUUUCUGUUUAGUUUGAGCCAUUACUCCACUGUUUUGCAGGGAUCUGAUCAUGCACCCAGUUGAUCUUCCUCGAGCAGUCCGUCACUUCAGCAGUUCAGCUAGGCCUUGUACAGACUAAUAAGAAGUUGUACUGGAUAGUUAUCAACUAGUACUAAGAUAAUAAAUGCUGUGGUUAGCUAUAAUCUUUGUACUCAAAGUCUGAACUUCUGAGCUCUGAGUCUCUGACUACUGUUUAACGUGACCUUGGUGAAGUUUUGCUGA